This is a messenger RNA of Planococcus citri (citrus mealybug), 905 nucleotides long. RefSeq names its product cuticle protein 7-like. NCBI's taxonomy places the organism in Eukaryota, Metazoa, Arthropoda, Insecta, Hemiptera, Pseudococcidae. Gene Ontology annotation, cellular component: extracellular matrix. The transcript is spliced from 3 exons. The coding region runs from base 116 to 766 and encodes 216 amino acids. The record is from RefSeq and is a predicted model, not a curated record.
UCGCCGGUGCUGGUUAAUUUGUAUAAAAGCGAAGUUCGCCAAUCCACUGAAUACAUUUUACUUUCAAACAAAGUACAGUAACGUACUACAACAACCAAUCAAACAAACCAUCAACAUGUCGAAGAUCUUCGUCGUUUUAUCCAGCAUCCUCGCUGUCAGCGUUGCUAGUCCCGUCGCCCCAUACGCCGCCCCGGCUUACCCAUCAGCCUACCCAGCCCCAGCUUACAGCUCACCUCACUACGCUCCAGCUCCGGCUUACCCAUCGUACAAACCAGCUGCCUACUCGCCAGCUUACAAACCAGCUCACUAUGCCCCAGAAUACGAAACCCCAGCCAAAUACGACUUCGCCUAUGAAGUAGCUGACUCGUACACUGGUGACUACAAAAGCCAAACUGAAAACAGAGACGGUGACUACGUCAAGGGAUCUUACUCCUUGGUUGAACCUGAUGGCUCAAAACGUACCGUAGAAUACUCCGAUGAUGGAUACGGUUUCAACGCUGUUGUACUCAAGGACGGAUAUGCACCAGCAUACUCAUCACCCUCUGCGUACAAAUCUGGCCCAGCUUACCCAUCUGCCUACUCGUCGCCAGCUUACAAGAAACCAGCCUACAAAUCUGCCUACCCAUCGCCAGCCCCAUACGCCGCUCACGGUUACGCCGCCCCAGCUUACCCAACCCCAGCUUACUCCUCAUACCCAGCUCCAUCCUACCACGCCCCAGCUUACCCAACCCCAUCCUACCCAUCUGCCUACAAACCAGCUUACUAAUUUCUCCGUCAGUCUGAUUGAUACGUACAAAUUUUUCUCUCCUCUGUAUAUAAAUCGUAUAUCCAGUCAUGUUUGAAAUGUAUAAGUUGUUAAUUAUAAGUUAUUUAUUUCGAAUAAAUUAUUUUGCUCAUUUUUAAAA